This is a messenger RNA of Onychostoma macrolepis, 3683 nucleotides long. RefSeq names its product sosondowah ankyrin repeat domain family Ca (gene sowahca). The record is from RefSeq and is a predicted model, not a curated record. Gene Ontology annotation, molecular function: protein binding. Lineage: Eukaryota; Metazoa; Chordata; Actinopteri; Cypriniformes; Cyprinidae. Bases 108 to 1661 code for a protein of 517 amino acids. The transcript is spliced from 2 exons.
AGCGCGCAGACUAACGAUAUAUAUAGAUCUGUCGAAAUGACGCAUUAGACGCUGAUUUGUGCAUUCGCUUAUUUAUUAUUAUUAUUAUCAUCAUAAAACAUGAUAUAAUGGCGACGGAGUGCACGCAAGAAUCCGUCCUGGACUUUCUAUUGGAAAAUGGGGGGCGUGUGAAAAACAAGGACUUGGUCGCGCAUUUUAAAGUCUUUCUGAGCAGCGAAAAUGCGAAGCGAGCCGUGCUAAAAGAGAGAUUUAAGCGUUUUGUGGACAAUAUCGCUUACGUGAAGCAAGAAAACGGGGAGAAAGUGGUGUGUUUGAAGAAGAAGUACAGAUACCCAGAGAUGCGCAGCGGGCGCGCGCAGGAUGAUAAGCCCGAUGAUGGUGAUGAUGAUGAAAACAUAAACAGAGGAAUUAAAUCAUUGCAUUUUGAAGAGAGCGUCAGCGUGCGUGAAGAAAUCAGUGAUCUGAAUCCUAAAUCAGAGGAGACUGUGAGAGAUGCUGAGGAGGAGCUGAGUGUGUCGGACAUCGCACUGAUUGAGAAACACUGCGAGCUCUCAGAUGCACAGGAGAAUGAAACCGUGCAUGGAAAUGAUGUAAUAAAAGCAAAUGCUCCCGAGCUCUCUAAUGCUCAGUCAACAGGAGAAGCGGAAUCUAGGGCAGGAGAAGCGGAGCUGGAGGCUGGAGUUGGCAGAGCUGCUGUCACGCCACAGGUCAUCAUUAGUAGACGGAGAACAUCGAGGGGAUCCCAGCGGAGUCUGCUGGCUGCUUCUGAGGAUGGAGCACACGAUGCACCGGCUGAGGAUGGCAGCACCCCUAAAUGCAGCCGCAAGAACUUCAUUGAGCUCAUGAUGAGCAGUUCUCCACAGGUGAGACGCUCACUGGUGCACCGUAACUCCCAAGGGCACAUGUCAGCCAGAAGCAGUGACUUCAGAAUGUCGUCUGUGGACGAGGAUUGUGCCUUGGUAACCUUAGACCCGCUGGAGCACGAGUGGAUGAUGUGCACGGCAGAUGGAGAGUGGGACAGUCUGCAGCGGCUGCUCGAGUGUGAACCCACGCUCAUCUCCAAGAAGGACUUUGUCACCGGGUUCACGUGUCUGCACUGGGCGGCCAAGCAAGGCAAACACGAGCUUUUCGCAAUGCUGGUGGAUUUCGCCAAACAGCACGGCGUCAGCAUCAACGUAAACACCCGAUCCAGCGCCGGCUACACACCUCUGCACCUGGCAGCCAUGCACAAUCACAUAGAGGUCAUGAAGCUGCUGGUGGGAGCGUAUGAUGCCGAUGUGGAUGUGAGGGAUUACAGCGGGAAGAAAGCGGCGCAGUAUCUCCGAUCCAGCGUCACAUGCGACAUCAAGGACAUCAUAGGAGCUUGUGUGAACUCUGACACGGAGAACGCAUCUGGAGCCGGGCGAUGGAAGCUUCCUAAAGUCCUGCAGUCCAACCUCAACCCUCUACGCUUACUAAACCACCCCGAGGAGCUGACGGCCGUCGGUCAGCCCAGGCCCAGGUCUCUGUAUCGCAAAUCCUCCAUCGGCCGCAUCAGACUGCAGAGGAACCGCUUCAAGACGCAGAUCGUCCACAGCACGUCAUUCAGAGAGAACGAGGAAAGAGAGGAGUCGCUCAAGAGCCCCGUCAAAUCCAGACCCAUAUCCAAUCUCUUCGGCUGAGACAGAAAUGUGAAUAAUAGAGACUUUAUUACUCUGAGAUCAACUGAGCUGCUUGUUUACUGCGUGGUUCAAACUAAUUUUCUUAGAAAAAUAAAAAAAUUAAUUAAUUGAAAAACUUGGGGGGGGAAAAAAUAAAUAACCAAAUAUAUAUAUAUAACAAUUAAUUAUUUAAAAUAAAAUAAAAAAUAUCUAAAUAAAUUUAUCAAAAUGAUGUUUGAUCAAAAUAUUCAAAUAAAUAAAAUAUGAAAAAUAUAUAAAAAAACAGGUUAAAAUCUAACAUCUAACAGUACUAUAGUGAGUAGAAAUAAAGGUACAUUUUACAAUAAGAUUUCAUUUGUGAACAUGAACUAACAAUGAACAAUACUUCUACAGCAUUUAUUAGUCUUAGUUAAUGUUAAUUCCAUCAUUUACUAAUACAUUUUCAAAUUAAAAGUUGUAUUUGUUAACUAAUUAAUGCACUUUGAACUAACAUGAACAAACAGUUGUAUACAGUUGUGUUUAUAUAUAUAUAUAUAUAUAGACACACUGUAUAUAUUGCUCAUUGUUAGUUAACAUUAAAUAAUGGUCAUUUUAAAACAAAAGAAGCACAAUCAUGUAAUAGAAGCGAAAUGUUUUACACAUAUUUAUAAUAUUGAUUUUUCGCAGUUUAAAUGGGACCUUUAUACGUGAAAUAUACGGUAUGUCUAUAUGCAGUAGCUGCUUUUUACAUUUUUAGGUUGGACGAGGAUGAGCAACUGGAGCCAAUUUAUGCACCACUAUUUUAUUACAACGAUGCUCUGAAAACAUAACGCAGGUUAUCUUGAUUCUGUAUUUCCACGGAUGCACUUUGUGUUUUGCGUGUCGUGUUGCUGUUGCAUGUGAUCGUCCUGCUCUCUGUUUCAGUUGCUGUGCCUUUACUGAUCGUCUUCCAGAUGCAGGACUGAACAUGUGUUGAGACUGUUAUCCUGUGAAUGUGAUUUCAGUGUGUUUAUGUGCUGAAGGUGAAGUUUAAAAAGCUGCUGUUUGAAUGCUUUAAGACAAAGUCUGAUUCCACGACCAGAAAGGAACAGUUCACCCGAAACACUGCAGUGAAUGGGUGCCGUCAGAACGAGAGCUGAUAAAAACAUCACAAUAAACCACAGCACUGCAGUCCAUCGGUUAACAUCUGGAGAAGACAAAACCUGAAACAAAUCCAGCAUUAAGACGGUUUUAACUCAAAUACGAGUCUAUAAUAACUUUGAUUGUGGGGUGAACUGUUCCUUUAAUAACCUUUAAUAAUAAUGCACUUUUAGCUGAUCAAAUUUCCUAAGCUUUAUUAUAUUAUAGCUUUUGUUUUUAAAGCUUCUAGCGAUCCCAAAUACUAAAACACUAAUGUGCAUUCUCAGUAAUUCCCAAUAAAGUGCCUUUAUUGAUAAUGAACCUUGUUUUAGGCACUUUUUGUAGAUUAAUAAUAUUUGAAAUCACCCUGAAAAUGUGCUCAGUGUUUUAUAUAUAAGGCUCCUUACAUACAAACUGUUGAAACCAGCGGCAUGUUUACGUUUCCUGAAGACAAUGUGAGCGGUGUUUGCCGUUGCUAUGGCGUUGCUAGGGUGUUCCAGCUGGUUACUAGGUGAUGUCGUAGCAUCUCUGUGAUGCUUUGCUCAUUCAUGCAGAAGCACUAAAGUUUUGACCGGACCGUACGAGUAAUGAUUCCUGACUUGGCAAUCAGCACUAAUUAACUGCUGCUCUUAAAUUACAGUCGUUAACCAUCUGCUGUCAGUGCAUUAUUUAUGUGACGUGACGACGCUCAGGAAGUCGUGUGGAAACCGGGAAACUCAGUUUGGUGUCACGCACAGAUUCACUUCUUUUGGUUCUCAUGAAAUGCUGGAGAACUGACAGCAGUAAUCUGAUGUAAAGCAGGUACGACGGCUUUUUCUGGCUGGAAGCUAUGAACACGGUGAUGUUGACGCUUGUCCUGACACAUCCAGCGCUUCCUCACCGUUAGAAACACUUCUUGUUUCAUGCAUUUGUCUUUGCUUUGUCAAAAAUAAAUUGGGCACUUGG